This is a messenger RNA of Striga hermonthica, 1050 nucleotides long. The record is from the annotation of a GenBank genome assembly. NCBI's taxonomy places the organism in Eukaryota, Viridiplantae, Streptophyta, Magnoliopsida, Lamiales, Orobanchaceae.
AUGGUCAAGGCUAAUCCUCUUCGAAUUUGCGGGUUCGACAAAAUAUUUCAAUUAGGCGAUUCGAUUUCCGAUACCGGAAAUUUGAUUCGGGAGGUGCCGAUUGGUGCCUCGACUCCCUUCGCGCGCUUACCUUACGGCCGAGACUUCUACCGGACACCCACCGGCCGUUGCUCGAAUGGCCUUCUCAUGAUUGAUUUCAUAGCACGAGCUUCCGGGCUUCCCCUUCUUCACGCCUACAAGGACCCGAACGGUGAAUUCAGCCAUGGUGUCAAUUUCGCGGUGGCGGGUUCCACUGCCUUGUCAUCCGACAAGCUGGCCGCCAUGCAUGUUUUGUCGCCGGUGACAAGGAGCUCUCUCGCCGUCCAGCUAGAUUGGUUGUCGACACAUCUGAACUCGACUUGCGGCAAUAACACAGAUUGUGUUGAGCAUGCGCUAUUCAUGGUUGGCGAAAUUGGCGGAAACGACUACAAUUAUGCGAUAUUUCAGGGGAAGUCGAUGGACGAGAUGAGGCAAAUGGUUCCUCAAGUGGUCGAUGCGAUUCUCGACGGUGUUAGGAGAACAAUUGAUCUGGGGGCAAAGAGAGUUGUUGUGCCCGGUAACUUCCCGAUCGGCUGCCUCCCGAUUUACAAGACUGCCUUCCAAACAAACAAUGCGUCGGAUUAUGACAAUAACCUUUGCCUCAAGCAACUAAACGAGUUUGCAGUGUACCACAAUCGGGAGUUGCAGAACGGGAUUAACCGGAUGAUUCAAGAAGAGAAACCGAAUGCACAAAUCGUGUACGCUGAUUAUUACAAUGCUUACGAGUUCCUCCUACAUUUCGCCAGACAUCAUGGUCUCGAUUCGGAAAGAGCGUGCUGCGGGACGGGAGGGAAGUACAAUUUCAACAUGACGAGCAUGUGUGGGGCCAACGGAGUUCCGGUUUGUAGGCAUGCGAAUUGGUUCGUGAGCUGGGACGGGAUACACUUGACACAAGAGGGUUACGGUAUAAUGUCGGGAUGGUUGGUGCGCGAGUUGCUCGUCAAGCUCAAUUGUCUUCGUAGGCACCCAUGA